Messenger RNA from Pisolithus orientalis, 2919 nucleotides. RefSeq lists its product as uncharacterized. The transcript is spliced from 19 exons. NCBI's taxonomy places the organism in Eukaryota, Fungi, Basidiomycota, Agaricomycetes, Boletales, Pisolithaceae. Bases 1 to 2919 code for a protein of 972 amino acids. The record is from RefSeq and is a predicted model, not a curated record.
AUGCAACUCAGCUGCCUGUGCAGCCUGGCUCUGUUAUCCUGGAUCACCUGGACUGCCUGUUGGAUGAUGUGGGUGAACAACUGCCUUCCAAUAAUGAUGUAUUGCCUGCAACACCUUCUAAACCUCAGAAAAGUCAGUUAUCUGCAGCAGUGGUUGCCACACCAAUGGCAUUAUCUAGCCAUCCUGUUGGACAUGGAGGCCCCACCUGAGCCAAGGGAUUGUGUCCUGUGUGGAGUGGAUGGAAUCUUCCAGUGCAUUGAGUGUGCCCAUCAGCUGGUCUUCUGCACCAUGUGUUGCUGGGCAGAACACAAGCCCUGGCCAUUCCACAGGGUGGAACAAUGGAAUGGCACAUUCUUUGAGAAAUCAUCCCUGCAGCUGGCUGGUUUGGUACUGCAUGUUGGGCAUGGUGGGAAGCACUGCCCAGCUGGUGGUUGUUCAAAUGAUGAAGUCACAGCUGAGGAGGAAGAUGAUUGGGAGGAUCUGAUGCAGGCUGGAAUGUUUCCUGCUACCACAAAGGCUGCAAGGACUGCAUUUACCUUCCAAGUACUUGAUGACUUCAUUCAGGACAAUGUGGAAUGUGGUACCUCAGCCAUGAAUUUCUACAGCAAACUCCACCACAUAACCUCCAAUGCCUUUCCUCACCUGGUGCCAGAUAGGUACAGGGAACUGCUGAGAGUUGCUAGGAUGUGGUGGCUCCUGAAACUACUGAAAUGGCAGGGAUCCCACACAAGUGCAGAAGAUGCCAGCCCUGGGGAAUUAGUGUUAUUCUGUCCAGCAUGUCCUCAGCCUGGCAUCAACAUUCCUGAAGAUGAAAUGGAUUAUUCCCAUUGGACACUGGCAAGAAGCUUGGUCAUGGAUGGGAAUUUCAAGGCAGAGCAUAUGCAUCCAAAGGAUGCUGGCAGCAAAGCCUGGUUGAUGGAUGGAAAGGGGUACAUGGUCACAUCACAGCCAUACAAGGAAUAUUUGAGUGGCACUAAAAAUGUGGUUGAGAUCUUGGAUUGCAGCAAUCAUUGGGCAGUUAAUCAAGCAAAUGCCAACCAGCAGCAGCUUGCAUCUACAGGAAUAGGUGGAUGUGCCUGUGCAUGGCAUGGCUGUUUUGUGCCACAUGCAAUGGUCGACUUCCAGAAGGGCAAACAGCAGGUUAACAUGGACUAUGUGCUUGUGCAUGCCAUCAGGCAUGGCACAGUCCCUGGCCAGCAAAUCUGCCCUGGCAUUGGGUUGUGGCAUGUUCAUGGCCACUGCACAGAAUGCUUUGCACAAUAUGCUCCCAAUUUCAUUGUGGGUGCUGGCCAGGUGGAUGGGGAGAUCAUGGAAACCUUGUGGUCCUCCCUGAAUAUCAUUUCCCCAUCUGCUAGAGGCAUGGCUACUCCCCAUCAGCAGGAGGCUACAGCAAGGAGACUCAAGUGGAAACUCAAGGUUGCUGAGGAAUCUUAUUUAGUGGUUGAAGGCAGAUUUACUGAUUUGAAUGGUAAUGUCCCACUGGCAAUCAGCCAAUCAUGGGGGGAAGAAGUGGCAGUGGCAUUGAAAAACUGGCUGUCAAGGCCACAGGCCAUGGAUAUAUAUGAGGUCAGGCUGCAGAAAGGAUUUGUGCUGAGUGGUAUUGAAGCUCCCUCUGCAAAGGCAGUCAAGAUAGAUUUACUGGCCAUCCCCCAGCCAGGGCAUUUGCAGGGUAUGGUGACCUGGAUUGUGAAGGCAUUGAAGAUAGAGGAAGCACAAACCCAGCUUACAGUGGCAUGCCAGCACAUCACCUCAAGAGUGACAGAAGCUCAAAAUCUCACCAUUGCAUGUUGCCAUGAUCAUCUCCAGUCCCAUAUACAUGGCAUUUUUGACACUGCCAAAAAACUAUUUGGGGACAGAUUCAAGGAUGCCAAGCUAUGCUGGUCAUCUAACCUGCAUGAUCCAGAAACCAUUGCAUUGCUGCUGCCAUCCAAUCUGCAACUGCAGCAAGGACAGGCCAAUGAUUGUCUUCAUGAACUGCAGCUUGUGCUUGCAGAGAAGGCAGUCAUCUUUCAAACUGACAUUCACCAUGGAAGUAAUUACCACAUGGCCACACAUGCCUGGGGAAGGGUGGCCAAUGCCAAAGCAGUAGUGCAAUGUCAUGCCACUGUGUACUGCUGGUGCUGCAUUCAAAUGGGCAGCAUGGCACUAUCUGACCCAAAUGCCAGAGGUCACAGAGAUGAUACCCUACCUUGGAUCUGGACAAUGGAUGUACCAAGGGACAUGGCCACUAAUGAUUGGAUGUCAGAAUUCUACAGGGUCAAUUGGCUCUGGACAAGGGCACUGUGGGACAGAUGGAAGGAGGAGGUUCAGCUGUUGAAAUGUAGGAUUUUGGACUGGCAGAAAGGCUGCUGCAUUGGCAAAGAGACAGGCCAGGCUGGCAUGCUAUGCCACAUGGCAAUGCCAGACAUAUGGCAGAUUAGCAUGUCUUCUGUGAACCAUUUCCAUCUAGAGACCACUAGCUAUCUGCAACAACAUCAUUUUUGGGAUCUCCCAAAUGAUGCCAGGGUUAUGGAUCACAUAUUGUAUGACAUCUCAUCUUUCAUGCUGUACUUGAGAAUAAGGUUUCAUCACCUUGUCACCACCAUGAAGAAGCCAGAUUGGUCUGAAUACCAGCACACUAGUUGGUAUCAACAUUUCCUGGCAGAAGCAAACAACAGCAGCAAAGUGGAAUUGGGAUAUGAGAGGAGACCUCUGUGGAACAUAAUUACAGAAGCUGCAGAAUUUUUCACAGGAGUAUCGAAUGGCAGCAUCUUGCUACCACUGCUUAUUAAUUCACAUCCAUCACCCACUGCUGAACAUGCUGCACUACACAUGAUGUGCACAGAAGGCUUGAAGGAUAUUGAUCAAGAGUUAUCAUAUCUUUCCAAGUUAAUCUUACAUUCACAGGAGCAGAUGUCAUCACUGGAAGCUGUUACCUGA